Messenger RNA from Linnemannia hyalina, 1353 nucleotides. The record is from the annotation of a GenBank genome assembly. Lineage: Eukaryota; Fungi; Mortierellomycota; Mortierellomycetes; Mortierellales; Mortierellaceae.
AUGAAAGUAAAAGUCUUGUCGAGGUCCACAGAGGACCAGACCCGUUCGCGCUCAAAUGACAUCCACAAACUCCAACGCAACCUCGACCCAACCCUCCACCCCUUCGAGAAGGCCCGCGAAUACACCCGCGCCCUUAACGCCACAAAAGUCGAACGCAUGUUUGCCAAACCCUUCGUCGGCGCCCUCUCCGGCCACGUCGAUGGUGUCUACGCCAUGGCCAAACAUCCUGCUAAACUGGACUGGUUGGUUUCUGGUGGUGGAGAUGGUGAUUUGAGGCUUUGGUCGUUGAGUGAUCAGAAGUCGGUUUGGAAUACUCAGGCUCAUAAGGCCAUGAUUACGGGAGUCUCGAGCUUUUUGGAGGGAAACCGGUUCUUGAGUUGUUCGAAUGAUCGGACGGUCAAGAUUUGGGAUCCGACUGUGGCCUUGGAGGAUAGUCAUUCAAAAUCAGUUCAUUUGCCCGUGGCGACGUAUACCGGCAAGAAUGCUUUCUCAGGGAUCUCGCAUCAUCGGUCCGACAACAUGUUUGCAACCUCGGGUUCCGAGAUCGAUAUCUGGGACCACGACCGUGCCGAGCCAGUCCAGACCCUCAACUGGGGGGUUGAUACCAUCAACACUGUCAAGUUCAACCAGACCGAGACCAAUAUCUUGGCGUCCACAGGAUCUGACAGGACGAUUAUCUUGUAUGACCUUCGUACUUCUCAGCCUAUUACAAAGUUGGUCCUGGCCAUGAGGACGAAUGCGAUUGCUUGGAACCCCAUGGAGGCCUUCAACUUUGUCGCCGCCAAUGAAGAUCAUAAUGUCUAUGGAUUCGAUAUGCGCAAGAUGGAUAAGGCCCAAAACAUCCUCAAAGACCACGUCUCCGCUGUCAUGUCGGUGGACUACUCGCCAACGGGAGAAGAAAUCGUCACAGGAUCCUAUGACCGCACAGUUCGCCUUUUCAACGCCCGCCAAGGCCACUCCCGGGACAUCUACCACACAAACCGCAUGCAGCGCGUCUUCUCUGUCAUCUACACCAUGGACAACAAAUUCGUCGUCUCGGGCUCCGAUGACGGCAACGUUCGCCUCUGGAAAGCCCGGGCCUCUGAAAAGAUGGGCGUCCGCGACUACCGUGAACGCGCCCACCUCGAAUACGCAGAGAAGCUCAAGGAGAAGUUUGCAAACGUUCCCGAGAUCCGUCGUAUCAAUCGUCAUCGCAAUGUUCCUAAAUCUGUCAAGACUGCGACCCAGAGAAAGUCGAUUAUGAUCAACUCGAGAAAGACAAAGGAGGAGAAUGUCAGGAAACAUACCAAACAGGAGAACCUCAAGGACAGGAUACCAGAGCGCCAAAAGGCCAUCGUCGGCGUCAAGAAGUAG